AUGGCUAGCAGAGCUGACACCUGGUUCCAGCCAUUGGAUCCAGAUAUCCGAAGCGAUUGGACAGGUCUCCGUGAAGUUUGUCUGCGCCGUUUCGCACUACCAGUAGAUGACAGAGCGACCCAAACUACUCGAAUGGAAGAACUGUUCAACAACAUGGACCAAGGCCUAGGGGAGAAGAUUUCCGAAUACCUAGAGAGAGCAGACGACUUCGAUGCUCAAUACGGGAUAGAAAAGAAUGGUUCGAUAUGA
This is a messenger RNA of Penicillium soppii, 249 nucleotides long. RefSeq lists its product as uncharacterized. The coding region runs from base 1 to 249 and encodes 82 amino acids. The record is from RefSeq and is a predicted model, not a curated record. The transcript has a single exon. Lineage: Eukaryota; Fungi; Ascomycota; Eurotiomycetes; Eurotiales; Aspergillaceae.